Molecule: messenger RNA, 5062 nt
Organism: Elgaria multicarinata webbii
Lineage: Eukaryota; Metazoa; Chordata; Lepidosauria; Squamata; Anguidae
Gene: FSD1L
Product: fibronectin type III and SPRY domain containing 1 like
Exons: 14
Coding region: 66-1592 (508 amino acids)
Molecular function (GO): protein binding
Source: RefSeq, a predicted model, not a curated record
UCUCCUCAGGGAGCGCGCCUCGCCCCCCCCCCUCACCUGCUCCCUUCCCUGGAGCCGGCUUCACCAUGGAGGCGCAGAAAGAAGCUCUGCAAAGGAUUAUCUCCACAUUAGCUCACAAAAAUGAUGAAAUUCAAAACUUCAUUGAAACUUUAAACCACACUUUAAAAGGUGUACAGGCUAAUUCUUCCGGUGUAAUUGCUGAGUUGGAUGAGGAGUUUGAUGGCUUAUACUCAAUACUUGAUGAAAUGAAAGAGAGCAUGAGAACUAGUAUCAAGCAAGAACAUGCUCAUAAAACCCAAGAACUUCAGAAUCAGCUUAGCCAAUGUAAUAAUGCCCUGGAGAACUCUGAAGAAUUGCUAGAAUUUGCUGCACGGUCACUGGACAUAAAGGAUGCUGACGAUUUUUCAAAGGCUGCAAGACAGAUCAAGGAUAGAGUCACAAUGGCUCCAGCGUUCCGUCUGUCUUUGAAACCCAAAGUGAGUGACAACAUGACACAUUUGAUGGUGGACUUCUCUCAGGAAAGACAAAUGCUCCAGGCUCUAAAGUUCUUGCCAGUACCCAAAGCUCCGGAGAUAGUUUUAACAGACUGCCUUGUAGCUGACAACUCUGUAACAGUAUCAUGGCAAAUGACAGAAGAAGACAACAAAAUUGAUCACUACGUACUAGAAUACAGAAAAACCAACUUUGAUGGACUUCCUCGAGUAAAAGAUGAGAGGUGUUGGGAAACUAUAGACUAUAUUAAGGGCACUGAAUAUACAUUAUCGGGUCUGAGGUUUGAUUCAAAAUACAUGAACUUUCGUGUCCGAGCUUGCAACAAGGCUGUGGCUGGGGACUAUUCUGACCCAGUGACUUUAGAGACCAAAGCUCUUAUAUUCAAUCUGGAUGGUUCAUCGUCUCAUCUUAAUUUGAAAGUUGAAGAUUCUUAUGUUGAGUGGGAUUCGACAGGAGGCAAAAGCCAAGAAAAUAAAAUAAAAGGAAAAGAGAACAAAGGCAGUGGCCCGAUUACCCUUCUGAAGAACCAUUCAAGAAGCGGCACUCCCUCUCCAAAGCGAUCAUCCGUUAGUUCACGCUCACCUUUGAUAAGAGGCAGCAGAGAUAGAUUUACUGGGGAAUCCUACACCGUGUUAGGAGAUACUACUAUUGAAAACGGGCAACACUACUGGGAAGUGAAAGCCCAGAAGGAUUGCAAAUCCUACAGUGUGGGAGUCGCAUACAAAAAUUUAGGGAAAUUUGAUCAAUUGGGAAAGACUAAUACAAGUUGGUGUGUACAUGUAAAUAACUGGCUCCAGACUACAUUUGCAGCCAAGCACAAUAACAAAGCGAAAUCACUCGAUGUCCAAGUUCCAGACAGGAUAGGAGUCUAUUGUGACUUCGAUGGAGGUCAGCUUUCUUUCUAUAAUGCAAACUCAAAGCAGUUGUUGUACACCUUCAAAACAAAAUUUACCCAACCGCUAUUACCAGGUUUUAUGGUUUGGUGUGGUGGUCUCACCUUGACAACAGGACUGCAGGUGCCAACUGCUGUGAAAACGCUUCAGAAGAGUGAAAAUGGAUUGAGUGGUUCAACCAGUAGCUUAAACAAUGUUGCCCAAUGAUGUUUCCAGUUCUAGGUUAACUGCUUUUCUUUGCAGGUGUUAUUCAGAGAGUUUGUGAUCAACGGUUUAAUGUGUUCCUGCAACUUCUAAGGUCUGAGCACCACUAGUGCAAAAUGUUUAGGGCUGAACUGAAGUGUUAGCAGGAGUGUACUGUGAAUCUGCAGUGUAAUAGGAAUAUAGACAUCAUUUCUUUUUAGAGAAGACAUUUGAGGUUGUAGCGAUGUGCUUGUUAGACUAAAUUUGACUACUUGUCUUUGCUACAUGUCAUACUGGAAUCAGCUGAGCACCCAUUAGACAAGUAUGAUCUUAGCCUAAAAGCCCUCAUUACUUCUCUCUAGGAUUUCUCCCUGCCCUUGAAAAACGUAGGUGAGCUAGGGAUCAUACGCUGAAGCUUUGAACUUUCUAAAGCCUGUCUGAAUUUCUACAACUCAGUAUAAUGGAAGGGGAGGGAAAACACAUUGUUCUGUUUUGAUCAGUAUCCUUUGAUUAAAGUCGCUAUUACACCCUCAGGCAUCAUGGCUAACUCUGCCCAGGGUCUGCAUAAUCAUCCCAAGUAAUGCAUUGUAAGAUGGGAUUUGAGCACAAUGUCCAUUAACCUCAUGGAAUGCUUUGUGGAAUGGAAGAUGUCACUUAUAUUUCACUAUUGUUAAGAUCAUAGUAUUUGAGACCAGACAGUUUAACUUAAGGAACUUUCUGAAGUGCUUCCAUUUUCCCUAUGUUAAAUGUGUGUUCUGUAAUGAGGGGAUUUCGUCACAUUUUUGUUUCUAGUCUCAUCCAUGUUCAUAGGAGUCCUUUAGUUUUACUGAAUGGGCAGACAUCAGCAUGUACUUCAUGUUUGUACACUUACUUGAGGUAAGCUUACACUGUAUAUCUACUCAAGUUGUAUUUCUUGAGUAGACAUAAUUUUGGUCCGUAAACUAAUCGCUUGCUUCAAUUCUUAGCUUUCAGGUUGAGUCCUGAAAGCUGUGCUUAAUGGACUCAAAACUAUAUAACUGGAUAACUCUUGGAUGCAUCAAACACCUUAAUUUUGUAUCAUUGUAAAAGCCCUGUAUUCAGCCUUAAAGGCCCUAAAUGGUUUUUGCUUCAAGCCUCUAAAGCGUUUUCCCUUUAGAUAUAAAAAGUGGAUUGUACAUUCCAGUUUUGAAAGCUCUGUAACUCCUGUGUCCCUUACAUAGUGUCAGAAGUAUAUAUUAAGGCCAUAAGCGGCAUAUUCAGAUUUGGCCUUGGCUUCCUAUUAAUUCUUCCAAUAUAGCACAGUGUUGUUGUUGUUUUCUUUUCUUUUUUUACUUUCUGUUGAUCGGCUGUCUGUCUGAUAAAUUUCACAAAAGAGUAUUUUUCUAAUACAACACGUCUGGUUAGAGGGGUUUUUCCAUUUUUGAGAAAUGGAUACAUUCAACCUUAGUAAUGUAGUAAUUCACUUUGGAUAUUUAACUUCAACUGAAGUAUGUAAACUCCUUCAUCAGAAUCCUUUAUGUGGCUAUAUUUAUCUGAUCAGUUUCCUCAAUUUUUCUCUUACAAAAAAAAUUCCUUGGCGGUAAAUCAGUCUAAAGUUUCUUAUGUCUACAAAAUUCAAUCUGCUUAAAUCCCUCUUCUACCCAAUUUUAUCAUGGAUUCUAGCUAUCAAGAAGCCCAUUAUAUACUCCAAUGUGGAAUUCUGUACUCAUCGUGUACCGAUUCAUUUUAUAUUUGCAGCAGUUGACCUCAGAUUUUUAUUCUUUGCACAUUUGAUUUGUGAAAUUAAGACUUUGAAAAAUGGUUUGAAGAUCAAAUGCCAACUACUGUUUGGGUGAAAAUACAGUAUGCUAAAUACCUUAUUGAUGCUUUGAGUACUGUAAAAUGAGCUAAUUAGUCUGGCUCCUGUUGAGAUGCUCUUAAAAUUUGAAUGAUCCCAUUUAGGUGUAAGGUCCUACUAACUAUUUAGUGUGGUCCAAAAGCAGAAAGCGUCUUUCAGAGACACAUGCAUGUGUGCAAGAUCUAUCCAAUUAUUCAGAAAUCUUUGUGAAUUUUCCACAACUCCACAGAUCUGCAAUUUAUCUUUAUUCCAGAUGCAGCACUAGUGUUUAGAGGCUCUUAACAUGCAUCUAGAAGCAUAAAUUGAUAUAGAGGUGUAGGUUAUUUACCUUUAUGGGAAGAAUAAUUACUGUGAAAUAGUCUUGAGAUACAGGUGCUUACUUCUGUUGCUGCUCAACAGCUUAAUGAAACGGGGGUAUGCCAACAAGAGGAAAUGCCUUAAGCACUUUAGACAUUUUUCUUAGUUUAUGAUACUUCUGAGCUAACAACCCUGAUUGGUUCUCAUUCUGUGGCAAGCAUGCUGUUGCUAAUGCAGUUGAGCAAAAUGAUUACUCAGUUUAAUUAUGUUGACUCUUCAGGUAGACAUGCUAGAUUGGUAACAAAGCAUAGAAUUUCCCCAGUGUGUACAUAUUUUGUCUCCUUAUUCGUUGUAAAAUUUAAAGUAUUUUUGUAUUUGUAGCUAUUGGAGGUUUGUUUUUGUAUAUUUACAGGGAAGUGCAAAUGUGUAUUGCUAAUUAGUGUUCAGAGAUUACGAACUUUCAAUUCACUGUAACAUAAUUAUGUAACAAAACUUGACUCCCUUUUAUGGAAUACAGUAGCGAACUGACUCUUCAAUUAAAUCUAAGUCUAAAAUUAUGUGAGCUUGCCGAGAGGUUUCAAAAGACCAGCUGAAAGCCCAAGCCAGAUGAACAAUACUACAAAUGGGAUUGUAAGGGUUUAAUAAUAAUUGAAUGUUAUACAACGGCUAUACAAAACAGAUGCUGAGACCUGAGUUUAAGCUUCAGGGCUAUGUAACAAAGUCCACAAAAUCCUCCUCCUCUGUCUCUACCCUGUUCUCUACCCUGUGUGCUGGGACUGGAUUCCUUUUUAUGGUGCAGAACAGGUCAGAGGCUUCAAACUGUUAUCUGGACAAAUUUUGGUAUUUAAAUUAUGCAAGUUCUAACUUGGUGUUGUAGUAUUUCAGCAGAGUAUAUUAGUGUAUGGGUGUCACCCUUCCCUCUUUGGUCAUUAUUUUUGUCUUUGGCAUUAAACUGAAGUGUUCCAAAAGCUUAUUGACUUGAAGGGGAAACCCAAACUUGUUUGUCACCCCACAUAUUCCUGUUAUUUGGGCAGCUGAAGCUCACGGUUUAGUUUUCACCACUGGUAAAUGUGUCUGCAUGUGCCUUUUCAAAAUGGCUCCAUAUCAUUCAUUGCUCUGCUCAUGGCAUAAGGUGUUGAGACUAGAAUGCAUAUUAUAUUAUCACACUGAUCUAAUUAAACAGGGAAAUUGCGCAUUGACAGUACCUCAGGUAAUCAGUGCAUCAUUCUUUAUCCUUGUCAAGUAUCCUAAGACAACAGUCCUACCUGCCAUAGCAACACUGUACAACUGGGGUGCCUUAAAGCCCAUGUAGUGUUUUUAUUUGCUGUGUCUUUAAUUCAAAAACAUCUUAACAGGAGUUUUGUAUUAAUAAACUUUUGAA